Parasteatoda tepidariorum (common house spider) is the source of this 840-nucleotide messenger RNA. Its product is annotated as cuticle protein 10.9. Lineage: Eukaryota; Metazoa; Arthropoda; Arachnida; Araneae; Theridiidae. The record is from RefSeq and is a predicted model, not a curated record. Gene Ontology annotation, cellular component: chitin-based extracellular matrix. Gene Ontology annotation, molecular function: structural constituent of chitin-based larval cuticle.
CAGGAUUGAAACAUCUCCUCCCUCUGUUUGACCUCCACCCUGUGUUCGAUGAGUGUAUAAAAGGGAUGAACACUUUCAUCUUCAUUCAUCCCGCUUUUUGAAUCCUUCGUUAAGUUCCUACUUUUAAUCCUUGAAGCAAUUACCAUGAUCGCCAAGAUUUUUCUGCUUUCUGCUGUAGUGGCAGCUACAUAUGCACAGUAUGCUGCCCCAUAUCCUCAACAGUACGCUCCAGUUAAAUCAGAAGAGAUAAAGUACCCACCACAACCUUACCAAUUCGGAUAUGACAGCAAUGAUGAGUACGGCACAACUGCUUUCCGAAAAGAAUCGGGAGAUGGCAGUGGAAGAGUACAGGGAAGUUACGGUUACAAAGAUGCUCAGGGUAUUGAAAGAGUUGUUGAAUACGUAGCUGAUGAAAAUGGAUAUCGAGCUCAGGUAAAAACCAAUGAACCAGGAACUGAAAGCAAAAGCCCUGCUGAUAUUGAACUCUACGCCAAUCCCAUCCAUGUAAAUUAUGUACCACCACAGAAAUAUCAAUCUGUUGAUGCUGCCUACAAGCCCCAAUAUUAAGACAAUGACUGGUUCUUUUAUUCCUUCAUCUGAGAGUACUCAUGUUUUGAUUGGACGUUCAUCCCUACCUGAAAAAGUAUUUAUUUGAUGUCUAGCUCUUUCAAUUAUGGCUGCUAAAAUGGCAUUCAACGAAUGCACGGCUUAUUCUGAAUCUAUUGUCAGAUUCAUUGUUACUUAACUCUUUUUUCUCACCUUGACGUUUUAUAAAAGAAAACAUUUCGAUUUUGUGUAUUCAUCUGUUAUAAAUAAAUUUAUUCGAAAAGAAAGUAAAAA